This is a messenger RNA of Spirometra erinaceieuropaei, 1371 nucleotides long. NCBI's taxonomy places the organism in Eukaryota, Metazoa, Platyhelminthes, Cestoda, Diphyllobothriidea, Diphyllobothriidae. The record is from the annotation of a GenBank genome assembly.
AUGGGUUCCAACCAGGAUAUCUAUGCCCACGCGGCGGCCUGUGGACGACUGGAACUUCAGUUGCUGGAGUUUGAGGCGGAUUCCCACUAUCCUUUUCAUCCGCGCGAUAUUAGGAGUCCACAGAAUGCGCGGCCCGCAUUUGCGUCAAACGUUGGUGAUGAACUGGGUCGCGUAAACAAAGACUACGCAGCCCAGCUGGUCGAUCUUCAGACACUGGACGCUCUCCUGCAGGGCGUCAAACUGGAACGGGGACUUCAAACGAAUCCACCAUUAGUGCGUGAGGACCGUCUAUUCUACCUGUCCGAUCGUCUUGGCCAGUUUAAAAUGCUGGCGAUGUUGCGGCCAGGUCGUCUCCCCAAAAUAGAGGUUAUCCCACCGCCUUCUCAGAAGGCCCAUCUUCAUCCCCGGCACGUACUUUGUUACCGGAAGCAGUGCAAUGAACCACUUACCACCUCCACGACGAAACCGGAGGUGCUGAAACAAAGUGCGAAUUCCACCUCCGAGUGCAUAAUCCACCUGGCACAGUCAAAGCAGGAUAACCGACGUCUGUACACACAGGUGGUCAUAUUUCGCGCUGUUUUUGCCUUGGCAGCUUUCCUCUGCUUGUUAUUUGCCAUUGCGGCCUUGAUACUCUGCUUUCGAUUACGUGCAGUGACCCGACACUCUAGGAAGAUCUCUCGUAUUGAUCCAAGCCGUGCUUACCCACCGACGCAACCUUCUCCAGCCUUUUAUAACAUGAACGGAAAAAUGGCCCUUCAACCACAUUCGCCUCUCGUUUUCGCUGAACCGGGCGGCGGCUCGAUCAACGUUGCUCAUAUGCCCAGUGACACUGCGAGCUUGCAUAACACUGCGCAGUCCAGCAAUAUCAGCGGCUGUGAGCUACUCAGUCCAAGUAGUCACAAUGGCAGUGCUUUUACUGCCUACGCUUACGCGCAGGACGGGUCAGGAGUGGUAAGGCUGGUACAGGUGGCGGGUCCUCGAACUUCUGCAAACGGCGUUCAGAGUAUGUACCUAAACAGGGCAGUCAGUCCGGCCUCCUCUAGUCAACUUGAGAUGCGCCCUGCCGAUGGAUACAGGACGGGUUCUCUGGACAGGCGCAGUGAUGCUAACUCAGACACGAUGCAACGCCGUCGAACCCCGAUGCAGACAAUACCCUACACAUCUGGGGUAGAGAGUAAUUUUGGCAAUCUUCAACCUCUCGCCUACAUCCCGCAGACCUUUAAGGUGGCCCCCAGUAACGACCAGACAAUGACUUCUCAGGGGAGUAUGAGCACCGUCAUACACCAGUAUCCCGGCGAGGCAAAUUUCCGCUUUGGUCAGACACCACGUGGGUCUGUUAGCGGGGAGGCGGCCAGUGUACCUGCUAACUGA